Opisthorchis viverrini is the source of this 1800-nucleotide messenger RNA. RefSeq lists its product as hypothetical. The record is from RefSeq and is a predicted model, not a curated record. The transcript has 2 exons. Lineage: Eukaryota; Metazoa; Platyhelminthes; Trematoda; Opisthorchiida; Opisthorchiidae. Gene Ontology annotation, cellular component: membrane; voltage-gated potassium channel complex. Gene Ontology annotation, biological process: protein homooligomerization; potassium ion transmembrane transport. The coding region runs from base 1 to 1800 and encodes 599 amino acids. Gene Ontology annotation, molecular function: delayed rectifier potassium channel activity; protein binding.
AUGGAUAAAAUUGGCCCGCAAAAGGAAUUACAAAACUGUCUCACUUACACAUCUGAUUCAGGAAGUGAAUUUGAGCGUACAGUUGCUAGCGCGGCCAUCAAGUCCGAGGAAACUGUUAGCCCGGAGAUGGCGCGGCAUAGUGCAAAGUCUUUGAAAACCAAAGCAACGAAAUGGAUCGCUACUCACGUGCCAGGGCGCACACACCAUCAUAAUCACGAACACAGUGAUAGUGGAAGUACACCAUGGGAUACCGCGCAUUGGAGUGAACAUGCUAAUUAUACGUUCCAUUUAACUACAAGCGACCUCAUCGAUAUGCGCAAAGGAUCGAGUAGAGCAUAUCUGAAUGUGGGUGGUGAACAUCAUGAAAUAAUGUGGAGGACAUUAUGUAAUUACCCGAAUUCUAGAUUAGGGAGAUUAAGCUUAUCCAUGGAUCCCUUGGAAAUCACGCAGCUUUGUGACGAUUAUUCACCACAAAAAAAUGAGUUCUACUUCGACCAUUCGGCGCGAUCUUUUAGCUCCAUCCUGGAUUUAUAUCGUACCGGACAUUUGCAUAUUCUUGACGAGGUAUGUGUAAUGGCAUUCAUCGAGGAUCUGAAUUACUGGGGCCUCAACGAGUGUCUACUUGAUGCCUGCUGUCUGACGCGAUUUGUCCAGCGCAAAGAUCGCAUGGAGGAGGAUAUCAAAAAGACAUCUAGUGCGGGCUUGCCAAGCGAUGAUUCGGAACAGUUUGGACAAGGAAAAUGCGCCGAAUUUCAGCGGCGAUUGUGGGAGGUAGUGGAGAAACCGCAGACGUCUACUAUGGCCAGAGUGUUUGCCGCGGUCUCCAUCAUUUUUGUCAUGGUCUCAAUCGUGGGCCUGAAUCUGAGCACCGUGCCUGGAAUAGGCGAAACCGCAACCAAUCGAAGCGAUCCAGCCUUAGGCGGCGAAGGUCAGUGGGUGCGCAAUCCUCAUUUGGAAGCCUUGGAGUUGAUCUGCACCAUGUGGUUUACGUUCGAAUACCUUAUUCGAUUUGCUGCCUGUCCGAACAAACAACAGUUUGUGAAGAGUUUUUUAAACCUUAUUGAUUUGGUUGCCACCUUACCAUACUACGUUUCAAAAAUUUUGGAAGCCUGCGUAGAUUUCUCAGUCACAUCGCUUGGAGCUGUGAACGAAAUCGUCCAGGUGCUACAAGUUCUUCGUGUCCUCCGUGUGUUCAAGUUAGCAAGACAUUCUAGCAGCCUUCAAGCUCUUGGUCACACGUUCUUCAAAUCCUACAAGGAACUUGGUGUGCUAGUUUUGUUCGUAAUAAUAAUUGUUUUGGUAUUUUCCACGUUGGCUUAUUUUGCUGAGCGAGACGGAAACAGAGCCUCGUUCAGUAGUAUUCCAGCUACAUUUUGGUGGGCAACGAUUACUAUUACCACUGUUGGCUACGGCGACGUGACACCACAAUCUCCUCUCGGAAAAUUUAUCGGAUGUAUGUGUUCUAUUUGUGGUGUACUUGUAAUCGCCUUGCCUAUCCCCAUCAUUGUGAAUAACUUUGCGGAAUAUUAUCAAGAUCAGGCUCGACUGAAGAAAGCUGCAAAGCGUAGAGAACGAAUGGAAAAAGUGCUGGCAUUCGGACAGGAAAGUAAGCUAUAUGCGCGAAUUAGAAGAGGAAGUCCACCAGGAUCGGAUGCAAGUGUCUCCGUGAAUAGGACGAGAGAAGAACGGAGUGACAAAACAUCGAUAAAUUUAACUGGCCCAACACUCAGUUUUACACAUACGGACGCGAAUCACGACAAUAAAAACUACACUGAUAAUGAUGGUGGCCCAAACUUAUAA